CUUUAUUCUUUCAUUUUGCAUAUUUACGUGCUUUAUUCUAAUGGAUGUCUUGAUGUCACCUGAAUGUGAAGCCUAUGAAAGUUUUGCUAGGUCUAAAUAUCCGGAUGACCCAUUCCCCAUGACAAAAAACAAGUUGAUUCGAUAUAUCAAAUUCCGUGCUCGAUGUAAAACAUUCUUUAGCUUCAUGUCCAAUUUAGAUAAACACCCACUUCAUGGUGAACCAUGGCUUAAUAAGAUGAACAACGAUCCGGAUGUAAGACACCUGAUGCAACUCUCUUUAAACUUAUGGCCACGAGAAGCAAAGGAGUGUAAAGUACGAUUGAUUGGUGUUGAUUAUGUGAAUCCAGUUCCUGUUCGAAACAGUGCUUUACAUGCUCCUCAUAUACCCAAGAAAAGAGGGUAUAUGGUAACAGAUACUGAAUCCACCACUACAAACCAUUUAAAUCAAGGACAUACGCCUGAUGCACCUAUUGAUCUGAAUAAUUAUCACCAUGUACCCACCAUGUCAUUUACACCCCCACACCAUACAAGUCAUUAUGCUCCCAACAACCUGGCUACUUUGGUGGCUAGAUUCAAGCCAGAUCCGAAACCUUAUGUGAUGAAAAAAAAAUCCAAGAAACCCAUUGAACCACCAUUAAAAAGGGCAACAGAUAAACCCAAACGUGCUUAUAGAAAGAGACCUGUUUAUAUACAUGAUGAAUUAGGCACCAAGAUUAAGGAACCUGUGAUUAGGAUUGAAAGACCAACCAAUUACACGAUGAAAGAUGUGGUUGUGGUCAUUUCCAGACCUGAACUAUCCCUUGCUACGAUUCCCACUUUUAUUUUACAAAGAUAUAUGAAGGGUGAAGUCAGUGAAGGAUUCUUGAAAGAAUACCUGAAAGGAUUUAUAGAAGAAGAAGAGGAUCCUAAGCAGACUACCCUUGAUCAAUUCUUUACAUCAACUUAAUAAAGUGCACAGACCGUUUUGUUCUUUUGAUGUGUGUUAUUGCGGCGAUUCAAAAGAUGUGUAUCAUGUGAUACAUGAACCAAUGAUAUCAUCAAAACAUGCC
Molecule: messenger RNA, 1049 nt
Organism: Gilbertella persicaria
Lineage: Eukaryota; Fungi; Mucoromycota; Mucoromycetes; Mucorales; Choanephoraceae
Exons: 2
Coding region: 41-946 (301 amino acids)
Source: RefSeq, a predicted model, not a curated record